AUGGAGGCCUUUAGUAAUAUGGGAAACCACUUGGUGUCCAACUCCGCAGCCGCCAUAAACGCCAGCGACGACAUCUCAACGGUUGACCCAGACGAAAGUGUCCUCAGCCUUGCCAAGGGCCCCCGAAGACGACAACACGACGACGACGAAUCCGAAAGUGUCGAGGAAGACGACUUGGAAAGCCUGGCAAGUGCAGCGGUGGACGGCAAGAAGCAAGCCACCAAGGCCGAGGAGGAGAAAGAAUUACCACCACAUGCGUGCGCGUACUGCGGCAUCCAUAACCCCAGCAGCGUCGUCAGAUGCCUCACUUGCAGCAAGUGGUUCUGCAGCGCUCGCGGAAACACUUCGUCCUCGCACAUCGUGAACCACUUGGUCCGAGCACGCCACAAAGAGGUCCAGCUUCACCCGAGUAGUUCUCUGGGCGAUACUGUCUUGGAGUGCUACAACUGCGGAACCAAGAAUGUGUUUCUGUUGGGCUUCAUUCCGGCAAAAUCAGAUACCGUGGUCGUUCUACUAUGUCGACAACCGUGCGCCGCCAUGCCUUCAUCCAAGGAUAUGAAUUGGGAUACUUCCAGGUGGCAACCGCUGAUCGAAGACCGAUCAUUCUUGUCGUGGCUCGUUGCGCAACCCACUGACCAGGAACAACUCCGUGCCCGGCACUUGAGCCCUCAGAUGAUUGCGAAGCUAGAGGAACUGUGGAAGGAAAACUCCGCCGCCACCAUCACGGAUCUUGAGAAGGCAUCGAAUAUCGACGACGAACCCGCACCAGUUCUGCUCCGAUACGAUGACGCAUACCAGUACCAGAACGUUUUUGGGCCUCUUGUCAAGAUCGAAGCCGACUAUGAUCGUAAACUGAAAGAAAGCCAAUCGCAAGACAAUUUGAUCGUGCGCUGGGACCUGGGUCUCAACAACAAGCAUUUGGCUAGUUUUAUUCUUCCCAAGCUCGAACUCGGUGAUGUCAAACUGGCCGUUGGUGACGAGAUGCGCCUAAAGUAUACUGGCGAUUUGCGUCCUGCGUGGGAGGGGGUUGGCUACGUCUACAAGAUUCCGAAUAAUCAGUCUGACGAAGUCACCCUUGAACUACGAGCCAAAGGAGACCAUAAAUCAGUGCCGACCGAGUGUACCCACAACUUCACAGCCGACUACGUGUGGAAAGCCACCUCUUUCGAUCGAAUGCAGCUCGCUAUGAGAACCUUUGCCGUUGACGAAAUGAGUGUUUCUGGCUACAUUUUCCACCGACUCCUCGGUCACGAAGUUGCAGCAGCGCCCAUGAAGACUCAGAUGCCUAAGAAAUUCAGCGUUCCUGGCUUGCCCGAACUCAACAGUAGUCAGAUCAGCGCUGUCAAAUCGGUCAUUCAAAAACCGCUGAGUUUGAUCCAAGGUCCUCCCGGUACGGGCAAGACAGUCACAUCAGCAACCAUCAUUUACCACCUUUCUAAGAUAAAUGGUGGUCAAGUUCUGGUUUGCGCACCGUCCAACGUGGCUGUCGACCAGCUCUGUGAGCGCAUCCACCGCACUGGGCUCAAGGUCGUUCGUGUCACGGCCAAAUCACGAGAAGAUGUUGAGUCUCCAGUUCGUUUCCUGUCCUUGCACGAACAGGUCCGGAUGAACGACAGCAACGUCGAACUCAGCAAGCUCAAUCAGCUCAAGUCUGAAUUGGGUGAAUUGUCUAGUCAGGACGAGAAGAAGUACAAGUCGUUGACACGUUCAGCUGAACGAGAGAUCUUGCAGAAUGCCGAUGUCGUUUGCUGUACCUGUGUGGGUGCUGGAGAUCCCAGACUCGCCAAGUUCAAGUUCCGAACAGUCUUGAUUGAUGAGUCGACUCAAUCGGCUGAGCCCGAAUGCAUGAUUCCUUUGGUUCUUGGUUGCAAGCAAGUCGUCCUUGUUGGUGACCAUCAGCAGCUUGGCCCUGUCAUCAUGAACAAGAAGGCGGCCAAAGCAGGUCUCAAUCAGUCCUUGUUCGAACGCCUAGUCACCCUCGGGUGCGCACCUAUUCGACUCAAUGUCCAGUAUCGUAUGCAUCCUUGUUUGUCGGACUUUCCUUCGAAUAUGUUUUAUGAAGGAACUUUGCAGAACGGUGUCACCGCUGAACAUCGCACGCGCCGCGAGAUUGACUUCCCUUGGCCUGUGGUUCAAAGCCCGAUGAUGUUCUGGUCGAACCUUGGCAACGAAGAAAUCUCGGCUUCUGGUACAUCCUACCUUAACCGAACCGAGGCCGCAAAUGUCGAGAAGAUCGUCACGCGCUUCUUCAAGGCUGGGGUCAAGCCGGCCGAUAUUGGUGUCAUUACUCCCUACGAAGGCCAACGCAGCUACAUUGUUAGCUCGAUGCAAGCCAAUGGUACUUUCAAGAAGGAAUUGUACAAGGAAAUCGAGGUGGCUUCAGUCGAUGCUUUCCAAGGACGAGAAAAGGACUACAUCAUCUUGUCAUGCGUCAGGUCUAAUGAUCACCAAGGUAUUGGUUUCUUGAGCGACCCUCGUCGUCUCAACGUCGCCAUGACACGAGCGAAGUACGGCCUUGUCAUUCUCGGAAACCCGAAAGUGCUGUCUAAACACCCUCUGUGGCACUACUUGUUGCUUCAUUUCAAGGGAAGCAAUUGCCUUGUCGAGGGCCCUUUGACCAAUCUUCAGAUCUCGCUACACCAGUUCAGUCGACCUAAGCAGUCGUAUCGCGGCCCUCAACGUUACCAGAUGGCAUAUAAUCAUGCUACCCACAUGGCCAGCGGAAUGAUGAACGGACGUGGCGGUCCCCGCGACGGUGGCUCGGUUGUAGGCUAUAUUCCCGACGAUGUCUCAUCUAUUCACUCAUCGGCCAUGGGCGGUGUUGGUGUCCCAGCUGGUUAUCCGCCCAUGUUUCAAAGCUUCACCGCAGACACUUGGCCUUCUCUCCAGAAUGCCAAUGGCCGACGAUCGAAUGGGGUCAAACCCAGAGGUGUCCCGGGUAGUGUUGCUGGUGAGUCGACUGUUGCCACGGAGUCGGAUGUGACGGGAAGUGUUAUUGGCCAAGGCGGCGUCAGUCUCGAUCAGCUGUCUAUUCACGACGUCACCAAGCACGCCAGUUACAACCAGGCGGAUCGAUUGAAGCGGUAUGUCGAAGGCGGUGUUCCCAACGCCGGGUACAUGGGCGGUAGCUCCAGAUUCGGCAAGGGCAUGCACCAGGAUGAAGACGCCCAGAGUGUUUCGACGGCAUUCGCAAGCCAAGUUGGAGGUGGCUACGAUUGA
Exophiala spinifera is the source of this 3219-nucleotide messenger RNA. RefSeq lists its product as uncharacterized. Bases 1 to 3219 code for a protein of 1072 amino acids. The transcript is spliced from 2 exons. The record is from RefSeq and is a predicted model, not a curated record. Gene Ontology annotation, biological process: nuclear-transcribed mRNA catabolic process, nonsense-mediated decay. Gene Ontology annotation, cellular component: cytoplasm. Gene Ontology annotation, molecular function: RNA binding; RNA helicase activity; zinc ion binding. NCBI's taxonomy places the organism in Eukaryota, Fungi, Ascomycota, Eurotiomycetes, Chaetothyriales, Herpotrichiellaceae.